AAGCAGUCUCGCGACGAAUUUCUCGCCAAAAGAAGAGGCGACGAUAUUGACUGGCCUUCAGUCGACCAUGGCGAGCUCAAGCAGGCAGGGGAAUCCUGCUGCGACUGGUGACAGCUACUACAUGCCCGGCAAGGCCGACAGCGAUCAAUUCGAGGUCGACCUCAAAGCUUUUCCAACGGCAUCGAGCAGCUCGACCUACGAUGGUUCAUGGUGGCAGCGCAAAGGGCUCAACCCUUUCGCAGCGUCUACACCUCUGGGUGCAAUGUAUCACAAAUUUGAAAGCUGGCGGGCUCAGCUCGACCUGCCUCCACCUGGCUCAAUCGAGAAUCUCGGUAGAGAGACGAAAAACGUCAUGGCUAGCUCGCAUUGCUUUGAGGGCGCAAGAGCGGACUUGGCCAAAGCGAUCGGUCUCAGUCCGCCCUUUCAGAUCACGCACUCCUUCACGCUCGGAGGCCCGACAGCGAGCAGCGCCAUGGAUCCAGCGGCCGGCAAAGGUGGCUCGUACCAGUUCUCAUCCUUCUAUGCACCUCAGGAUUUGCUCUUGCAAGGUAACAUAGAUCAAGAGGGGGCCGUAUCAGGACGAGCAAAUUAUUCCAUCAGCCCGAGUGACAUACUCAAGCUACAGCUUCAGCUCUCGCCGAAUAAGGCGCAUAACACCGUCCAGCUUGAGCAUGACAGACAAUCGGGCGACUAUGCCCUCAACUUCAAAGCCUACAACGCUUCUCUGGCAGACGCAACCGGCAUUUAUACAGCGUCAUACCUGCAGUCGAUCUCUCAAUCUGUCGCGCUAGGUGCAGAGGUUGUCUGGCAGCGUCCGCAAGGCGCAGACAUCGAAGAGGCGGGCAUUAAUUACUACGCCCGACUAGCCGGCAAGAACAGAUCUUGGCUAGGCUCUGCCUUCCUCAUCAAUGGCUCUAUCCUCAAUGCGACAUAUUAUCAAAAGAUCAACGAUAAGGUCGACUUGGGUGCGGAGCUCACGAUCGUGCCGCAUCCCAUUCCUGCGCAACGACAGUCUAGUGCGGCGCUGGGCGUGAGGUAUGAAUUCAGGGCCGCCUCGGUGCGCGCACAGCUCGACAGCAAAGGCAAAGUGUCCAUGUAUCUCGAUCAACGCAUCACCCCAGCCUUCGGCUUCCUUGUCAGCGGCGAGAUCGAUCACGUCAAGAAUUCGUCGAAAUGGGGCAUCGGAGUCAUGGUCGAGUCUCAAAACUUUACAGAAGCCGAGAUCGCGGCAGCUGGCAUGGGCCCGCCACAGCCAUCAGUAUGAUUUGCUUCGCAGGCCUGAUAUCUCGCGCGAUAUAUGCAUGUCACUUCUCGCCCGUCUAGUAGAGGCCAUACAAGCGUAUGCUAUACACAGAACCUCAGCAUGCUCUAUCCGAGCGCUGAAAUCGUCGCGCUUGAGACAAAUUGCCUAGCCUCAUCGCUGCAAGAUGAUUGGCGUCCGAGGCGGGGACGCGCCUUAGGUGCAAGGCUUGACAGAGUGUUGACAGGUCGCAGCUUCGUGCUAUGCGUCGCGGGUGGUGAGGGCAGGGCGCGGCCUCGCUCGACUGAGCUGCCAAGAUGCCGCAGCUCGGCGCGACAGGCCCGCGAGCGUGCGAGCAUGGUAUUGGCAAAGCCCUUUAGAUCC
Mixia osmundae IAM 14324 is the source of this 1624-nucleotide messenger RNA. RefSeq lists its product as uncharacterized. The transcript is spliced from 5 exons. Gene Ontology annotation, cellular component: mitochondrial outer membrane; mitochondrial outer membrane translocase complex. NCBI's taxonomy places the organism in Eukaryota, Fungi, Basidiomycota, Mixiomycetes, Mixiales, Mixiaceae. Gene Ontology annotation, biological process: protein import into mitochondrial matrix. Bases 68 to 1264 code for a protein of 398 amino acids. Gene Ontology annotation, molecular function: transmembrane protein transporter activity. The record is from RefSeq and is a predicted model, not a curated record.